AUGGCGAUUCUGAUCAGUGCUCUACCUGCUCUUCCAGAGCAGCACGGAAGGAUUGUGCCUCAUCAUUUUGGCAUCUCUGGAUCCAUCGAGACUGGCGGUGAGAUUGUAGAAGAACUUCAAUCUCCGUGCACCGUCGAUGGUAAGAUCUUUGUGGCGGUUGGGAAAGAAUUGAAAGAGAACAUAUCCACUCUACUAUGGACGCUGAGGAACUCAAGAGGGGAGAAGAUAUGCAUCCUUCAUAUUCAUCAGCCGGCACAGUUGAUACCUAUGGUGGGUGCAAAGUUUCCAGCAAGCAAAGUGAAAGAAGAGGAAGUUAGGGCAUAUCGACAGCUAGAAAGGCAAAAAAUGCAUGAUAUUCUAAAUGAAUACCUCGCACUAUGCACUAAUCAUGGGAUAUUGGUAGAGAAGGUAGUCAUUGAAAAUGAUGAUAUCAAGAAAGGAAUUGUAGAGCUCAUCGCUCAGUAUGGAAUCAAAAAGCUUGUCAUGGGAGCAGCGGCAGACAGGCACCAUUCAAAGCGAAUGACAGAGCUCAGAUCCAAGAAAGCAAUCUUUGUGCGCCAAGAAGCGCAUGGUUCCUGCCAUAUAUGGUUUGUCUGCAAGGGGUUUCUCAUCUAUGAAAGGAGAUUUACAAUAGAAUCAAUUCCAAGCAGGGAAAGUAGUAUGACGUGCAACGGAUCAGAGGUAUCACCUCCCAUUCUUCCAGCCAGUCCAAUCUUAGAUGGAAUGGGCCAAAGGGAAUACAUGAAAUCCCUAUCCUUUCCACAGGCACAGAACAAUCGUGUAGCACUUGCAAACCUGGAUAUAAAUAGCUUUCAACAAGCAAGAUCCGUGCAAAGUAGCACUCAUGGAGGAAUAGUUACAGCAUUAUCUUCUCCGUCGGGGUCUGGAGUACUGCCAAAACCACGGACACAAUUGCGUAGGGUCGAGAUUGAAGGUGAAGUGGAAGGAACAUCAAGGAGCGCUUCUCAGGGUUCAGAGGAUUUGCCAUCGUCUUCAAAUGAAGAAGCAUCAAUUGGCAUCUCAGACUCAAUACUGGAAGAAGGAAAAGGAAAUGCUGAUAUGUACGAUCAAAUGAAAAAGGCCAUGGCGGAAGCUACCAAUGCAAAGAGAGAAGCAUAUGAAGAGUCUAGAAGGCGUCAAGUAGCAGAAAGAGCCGCACUGGAGGCUAAAUGCACGGCCAAUGAGUCAGAGACGUCUUACAAGAGGGAGCAGAAGAAAAGGAAAGAAAUCAAGGAAUUACUUGCGAAACAAAAACAGGAACUGGAAAACAUGAAGAGCCACCGAGACCAAGUGAUGGAAGAACUUCGGAUAGCUCAAGAACAGAAGUCAGAGCUGGAGCAGAAAGUGGAGGAACUGGAGCAGAAGAUCGUAUCAGCUGUGGAGCUGUUGAUAAACCUUAAGAAUGAACGAGAUGCCUUGCUGGAAGAGCGUGACCAUGCAGUCAGAGAAGCUGAGGAGCUGAGAAAAAGGAGAGAAGAGCAGGCUGCAAUGUCGCAAAGCUUCCAGUUCGUUUCCGAGUUCUCUUUCUCAGAGAUUGAAGAAGCAACUCACAACUUCGACCCGUCCUUGAAGGUCGGUGAAGGGGGGUACGGAAGCGUCUUCAGAGGACUCCUUCGUCACACCCAGGUGGCUAUAAAGAUGUUGCACUCUAAUAGCUCUCAAGGCCGCAUGGAAUUCCAACAGGAGGUGAACGUUUUGAGCAGGAUGAGGCAUCCAAAUCUCGUUACUCUGAUCGGCACCUUCCCAGAAGCUUGGUCGCUCAUAUACGAAUACCUCCCCAAUGGGAGCCUUGAAGACCGAUUGACUCGGAGGGAUAACACUCCUCCUCUGUCAUGGCAAACACGGACCCGCAUUGCCGCAGAAGUAUGCUCAGCACUUGUGUUCCUCCACUCCAACACCCCUCAGAGGAUUGUCCAUGGAGACCUCAAGCCUGCAAAUAUCCUCCUCGAUGACAAUUUCGUGAGCAAGCUGGGUGACUUCGGGAUCUAUCGCUUAAUCCCUUCUGGGGGGAACUCUGCCCACGCCUCCAUGGCCAUGCAAUACCACCGGACCAACCCAAAGGGCACCGUCGUUUAUAUGGACCCUGAGUUCGUCGAGAAAGGAGAGUUGACACCGAUGUCAGAUGUCUACUCGUUUGGAAUUGUGUUGUUAAGGCUUUUGACCGGGAGACCAGCCAUGGGAAUAGUCAAAGAGGUGCAGUAUGCGAUAGAUAAGGGAAACUUGAAAGCAGUAUUGGAUGAAUCGGCAGGGGAGUGGCCUUUUGUGCAGGCAAAGCAGUUGGCUCACUUGGCGCUGAGGUGCUGUGAGAGGAACCGAACGAGCAGGCCCGACCUUGCAAAUGAGGUGUGGAGGGUGCUUGAGCCCAUGAGAGCUUGUUGCGGAACUUCGUCGUCAUUCCGCCUACGUUCUGGGGAGCAUUGCCGGGUUCCAUCCUAUUUCAUUUGCCCCAUUUUUCAGGAAAUCAUGCGAGACCCGCAUAUAGCAGCAGACGGAUAUACAUAUGAAGCCGAAGGGCUGAAAGCAUGGCUGGACAGUGGCCAUGAUGACACUUCACCCAUGACGAAUCUUAAGCUUGCCCACCGGAAUCUUAUCCCCAACCACGCCCUCCGCUCUGCAAUUCAAGAGUGGCUGCACCAGCCUUGAAAUUUUACCUUUGUAUCUUCGUUUCUUUCAUUUUUCAUUUACAUGUUUCCAUCAUAUUACAAAUAUUUGUGUCUGUGUCUCUUUUGUGUUUUCAGUAAUGCCAAAAUGGUGGUGAUACGUUGAGUCCAAGGUGUCAAAAAAAUCUUGGGAUCCAGAAACUGGUAAAAAUUGAGAGAAUACUCUCUUUACAGGUCUCUCUUAAUUCACGGCUAUUCCGCUGCUCAAAUGUUAAUGAACCCCACUGCACCUUUUAAAGAAUAAAUGAGUCAUCGGUGCUCUCCAUCUCUGUUUUUAAUACACCGCUUGCCAUCAUCCCUUUAAACCAUACCUGGUAUGUCACAGACGCUAGCAGAUCUGACGAAUUAUAGCUCUAAAACCUCAAGAAACCAGCAUCAAAAGCCCCUUUCGUCUUGGACCGUCCGAUCUCGACCGCGAAUACACAGACAUACAAAGAGAAAUAUAUACUAGAGCGACGGAGAGGGAAGCAGAUGAGCUCAACCUUGUGAUUAGCCCUUCAGUCCAAGCUCCCUAGCAGCUAGCUGGACGAGCACCGCUCUAAGAAAUUGAGAAGAAACCAUACCUGGUAUGAAGAUUUGGGCACAGACACUAGCAGAUCUGACUCUAGACCAAGUUCUUUACUGGCAAAACAACAAGGAGAGUGGAUAUUUCUUGGCCGCUUUUGAUAGCCACCGGUAACACGUCACUGAAGACGAGUGAAACACCAACCCAUCGCUGAAGUCGUGGAAGAGAUCACCGGUGUAGCCACUGGCACUGAAGACGAGCGACGACGCAUGGUGCCGGAUUUGGCAGGGAUCUGUGGAGGGCUUGGAGGUGAGAGUGAGCUCUUUGAUGCCUGAGAUGAUGCUAUCAUUUUUAGUUCAUCGUCUUCUGUCUCGGAUCAACUGUUCAUAUGCGAAGGGCUCGGAGGUCGAUGGAUCAACUGUUAAUCAUCUUUCGUCUCUGAUCAACUGUUUAGUUCUCUCUCUCCACAACAACUAAUGAGUUUCUUCAGUAAAAUUUCUUUUUCAUGAAAAGGAAAAGAUUACCUGUAGAUGGAGAUUAACAAGCUGAUCAAUCUCCAUUCGUCUCUUGGUUUUCAGCGAAACUCACACUCAAACCACUGUCUCUACUAUCUGUCGACGGAGAGAUUUUAGGGAUGGUAUUUUAGGAAUGAA
This is a messenger RNA of Nelumbo nucifera (sacred lotus), 3818 nucleotides long. NCBI's taxonomy places the organism in Eukaryota, Viridiplantae, Streptophyta, Magnoliopsida, Proteales, Nelumbonaceae. The record is from RefSeq and is a predicted model, not a curated record.